GGGAGGACGACCAGUUGGAAGAGGCGGACGUGCUGUUGCUGGUCCGGUGGAAAUUUCAUUUGAAGGAAGAAGAGAGGCACUAGGAGAAGCUCGUCUAGUUUUUUUUUUAAAUCAUCUUUUAUUUAUUUCUGCUGGCAGAAUGUGCACCCCGUUGUGCUGUCUUUCGCAGCUGGCCUGCUGCUGCGGCUCAGCGGCCUGCUCCUGCUGCUGCUCCUGCUGCCCAAAGAUCAAACAGUCCACCACCACCAGAAUCAUGUACGCGUUCUACUUCCUGCUGGUCACAAUCGUCUGCUGCAUCAUGAUGUCCCCCAAAGUGGGGGACGCGCUCGCAGAAGCUAUCCCCUUCUACAGUCAGAUGUGUGAGACCAUCAAUGCCGGGGAGAAGUGCAAAACCCUGGUGGGGUACUCGGCGGUCUACAAGGUUUGCUUCGGAAUGGCCUGCUUCUUCCUCUUAUUCUCCCUCUUCACCAUUCGCAUCAGGAACAGCACAGACUGCAGGGCUGCCGUCCACAACGGGUUCUGGCUGCUGAAGUUCAUCCUGCUGGUGGGCUGCUGUGCUGGUGGCUUCUUCCUUCCCGAGGAGAAAACCUUCCUGCAAGUCUGGCUCUACAUCGGAGCUGCAGGCGGGUUUUGCUUCCUGCUGAUUCAGCUCCGACUGCUGGUGGAGUUUGCUCACAGAUGGAACACAAACUGGACGUCUGGUGUGAAGUACAACAAAUUCUGGUACGCAGCGCUGGCCUUCGUGACUCUGAUGCUGUUCAGCAUAGCAGUGGGCGCAGUGGUCUUCAUGGCCAUGUACUACACUCACCCAGAGGCCUGUUUUGAUAACAAGUUGUUUCUGGGAAUCAACACCAGCCUCUGUUUAGUUAUCACUCUGCUUGCCAUCUCACCCUGGAUUCAGAAACUGCAGCCACAGUCAGGCCUGCUGCAGCCCGGAGUCAUCAGUGUCUACGUCAUGUAUCUGACCUUCUCAGCCUUCUCCAGCAAACCCAAAGAAACGGUGGAGGUGGACGGUGUCAACCAGACGGUGUGUGUGUUUCCCUUCAACUCUGGGACUGAGAGUGACAAGCAGAUCGUCACGGGCCUGGGAACCACCCUGCUGUUCGCCUGCAUCCUUUACUCCUGCCUGACGUCCACCACCAGGAGAAGCUCGGCAGCACUGCGCGUGUACAGGAACUGCGAGCCGGAGACGGAGAGAGCUCGCUGCUGCUUCUGCUGUGGAGACGACUCAGUUUCAGAGGACGGCGAUGAUGACCAGAGGAGCGGAGGCCAGAAUGUGGUCUACGACGAGAAGGAGGGGACCAUCUAUGGCUACGCCUACUUCCACUUUGUCUUCUUUCUGGGCUCCUUAUACGUCAUGAUGACUGUCACCAACUGGUUCCACUACGCUGACCACGAGAUUGAGAAGAUGUUAGAAGGCAGCCCGUCGGUGUUCUGGAUCAAGAUGGCCUCCUGCUGGGUCUGUCUCUUCCUCUACAUGUGGACCCUCAUCGUCCCCAUGAUCUUCCCCGAGCGCUUCGAGGCGUAGAGAGACACGACCCCGCGACCCUCAGCGUCUGAGACGGAGGAUGAUCUGUUGCCUUCUGUUUUAUAUGCUCCGUGUGGUUUGUUAAGCUGUUACUACCUUGACGGUAUUUUUCUUAUUUUUGAUACGACAGUUUUCUAUCACUCUCAGGUUUGAGGUUGCAGGACAUUCUGACAACUUCAAACCCGGAAGUCACUUUUGUACGUGUCUCAGUUGGUUUCAGUUUUGUACUUUUGGAGCUGCAGCAGAGUCCGAGGACGACUGGCGUUCUAGUCCAGUCCUAAUACUGAGAGAAUGAGCGAACGCGGUCGUGCCGGACGCUGCUCCAGACUCACCUCUCAGGCUCUCUGUCUCUCUAGUUCCAGGCCCAUGUAGACGUUCUCUAUGCAACAGAACAAGCUCUCCUCGUUUCUAGAUGAUAUCUGUGGUGAAACAUUGUCAGAUCCUUUGAGCCAAAUCAGUUAUUCCUCACACUCAUGCGUUCGACGGCCGUGAUGGAGGUUUGUGGUGCCAAAGGUAGUAGAAGGUUUGAUCUGUGACACUAGUAGAACUGUAAGUGUUCCUCCACUAGCAUGCUGAUACUCACCUGUUUGGGCCAGAAGCCUUUCGGCCACAAUCAGGUAGCUUUUAUACUCGAUUCAACACUGGAUGUUGACUUGAAACCCGAUUCACUCGUCAUGUGACUCCUCAUUAUCGUUCUCACCCGAGUCGUGUCUGUCUCUCGCUCUCUUAACAUGUUUUAUAGUAACAUAUGUACAUUUUGAAUAUUCUGAUCUCAUCCCUGUGAAGUGACUCGGAAUGUGGAGAUGUAUCUGAUAAACACUUUAGUCGGCAACUGUGAAGGAUGUAAACGGCAUAGAUGUCGGUGUUGAAGUGCAAAGUCGUAGUCGCUAUGGAGACCAGCUAUGUUGUUCAGAUCUAAAAUUAAAACCUUAAACACCAUCUGCUGCAGUCGAAGUUUG
This is a messenger RNA of Synchiropus splendidus (mandarinfish), 2487 nucleotides long. It is a transcript of the gene serinc5, whose product is annotated as serine incorporator 5. The record is from RefSeq and is a predicted model, not a curated record. NCBI's taxonomy places the organism in Eukaryota, Metazoa, Chordata, Actinopteri, Syngnathiformes, Callionymidae. The transcript has 12 exons. Bases 140 to 1528 code for a protein of 462 amino acids. Gene Ontology annotation, cellular component: membrane.